Messenger RNA from Scophthalmus maximus (turbot), 4991 nucleotides. RefSeq names its product kinase suppressor of ras 1a (gene ksr1a). NCBI's taxonomy places the organism in Eukaryota, Metazoa, Chordata, Actinopteri, Pleuronectiformes, Scophthalmidae. The transcript is spliced from 21 exons. Gene Ontology annotation, molecular function: protein kinase activity; ATP binding. Gene Ontology annotation, biological process: protein phosphorylation. The coding region runs from base 338 to 3292 and encodes 984 amino acids. The record is from RefSeq and is a predicted model, not a curated record.
GCCAUGAUGUUCCCAACAGCUGACAGACGGUGAAAGCCACUGUCGGAGACUCGUCGGUGGCCUGGACGGACUGGAAAUACGAACCGAGCGCUGCUGGACUGGACCGCGCCGCGACCUGCAGCUGCCGUCGAGCAUCUCGUUUUGUUUUUAAAAAAUAUAGAUAUAGAUAGAUAGAUACUCAGAGUUUUUCAUUCUCUCCGCGCCGGGAGCUGGGGACAUCUUGGUGUCAGCUAACUUCCACGAUAGGUGGCCGCGCGUCGCCUCGACGGGCUGCAUGUGUCGUAUCUGAGCUUAGCCUCUUGACUCCAGCCCCCCCAGCCGAGCCCGAUGCUGAGGAAUGGAUAGUGUGUCUGUUAACGGUGGGAAGAUGGUCCAGAGCGACGAGCAGCCGGAGAGGGACGGCGGCGGCGGCGGCGGCGGCGCAGCGAUGGCCGCACUCCAUCAAUGCGAACUCAUCCAGAAUAUGAUUGAUAUCUCCAUCUCCAGCUUGCAAGGGCUGCGGACCAAGUGCGCCGCGUCCAACGACCUCACGCAGCAGGAGAUACGCACUUUGGAGGUGAAGCUGAUGAAAUACAUCUGUAAGCAGCUGCAGUGCAAGCAGAAAGUGCCGGAGACGGAGAGGCCCGAGCCCCUGGACAGCUACCCACACCUACGGGAUUGGCUGCGCACCAUCAACCUGCGACCGGAGCUCAUCGAGGUGGUGGAGGCAAAGUUGUCCCUGGAUGCCUUGCUGCAGAUGACGGGUGCUCAGGUUAGGGACACGAUGCGAAGACUGGGGUCCAGUUCAGAGGAAUGUGCCAGAAUCAGUGCUGCCCUCUCCUGUCUGAAGAGUGCCACUGAAUCAGGAGGUGAACUGAGGGAGGACGGCGGUCCGUGGCUGUCUGAGCCCACCAGGAGGGACAGUGGCUCUCUACUGACUGCCGACCAGCUAAGCGGCCUGGGCACUCCCCUCCGCCCUCACAGCCCCUCGCCUCUGGCACGGCCAUCCGCCAUCCAGUCCACCCCGUCCACGCCCUGCGCCACUUUCCCUCAUCCCCGCUCGGGCUCGAUGUCGGCGGCGCCCACGCCCGAGGCGCUGGCGUCGUACCUCCACAGCGAAAGCCCCCUCACGGAUCCAUUCCCCAUGUCCUUAGCUCGCGCGGCUCGCCUUCACGGACACACUUCCACCCCGCCCAUAACUCCGCCUUCGAAGAGGCGUCACCGCCUGAAGCCCCCCUGCACUCCUCCGCCGCCCUCCCGCAAAGUGCUGCAUCUGCUCCCUAACAUCACGCUGACGCGCAGCAAAAGCCACGAGUCCCAGCUGGGCAACCGCAUCGAAGACCCUCCCACCAACAAGUGUGUCCGAAAGAAUAAGUUGUUCCUAAAUAUGCAAGUCAACGGGAACGGGUGCGAGGACCUGCCCUCUCGCUACCCCACCAUAUCUGCGCGUACUCCCGGGCUCCCCCCAGCCGCCACCACGGCACCGUACACGCUGCCCGGCACGCCCACGCUGCUGGAAGAGCACUGCACCAUUAAGAAUAACGUAGCAGGUCAUCGCAGCUCCCCACAAGCAGUGAGGAGGGACAUCGGCCUCGCAGUCACACACAGGUUUUCGACCAGGUCUUGGCUGUCCCAGACAUGCCAGGUGUGCCAGAAGAACAUGAUGUUUGGGGUGAAGUGCAAACACUGUCGGUUAAAGUGCCACAACAAAUGCACAAAGGAAGCUCCAUCCUGCAGAAUCUCCUUUCUACCAAUUGCCAAAAUUCGGAGGACCGAGUCCGUUCCGUCUGAUAUAAACAACCCUGUGGAUCGGCCGGCAGAAGCACCGCAGUUUGGCACACUGCCGAAAGCCAUCACAAAAAAGGACCAUCCUCCAGUGCUCAACCAGCUGGACUCCAGUAGCAAUCCGUCCUCCACCACCUCAUCCACGCCUUCCUCCCCAGCACCCUUCCAGCAGAGCAACCCGCCCAGCGCCACUCCGCCGCCCAACCCCUCGCCCAAGGGUCACCGGGACAGUCGCUUCAACUUCCCAGCUGCCUGUUACUUUCAGCAUAGACAGCAGUUUAUCUUCCCUGAUGUCUCCAGUCCUGCUCAUUUGCACUCUGACGUCCUGCAAGACACCGUAUGUGAGAUAGAGCAAUCGGCAGAUGACGCGCACGCCGAGCUGGUCGAAGAUGAAGAUGAAGAGGAAGUAGAGGAGGAAAUCGAUGUUGAAGAUGAAGAAGCAGAGGAGGAGAACGAAGAAGAGGACGAGGAGGAGGAAGACGAAGGAGAGGACGAGGACGACGGGGACGACAUCCGUAUGAACAUGGGCUCGGACGGGGAGUUGGACGGCGACGAGCUGGAAGAUCUGCCCAGCUCUCGGGGGAACCAGUGGAAGGGCCCCAUCUCCCGCAAGGCGAGUCAGACCAGCGUCUACCUUCAGGAGUGGGACAUCCCCUUUGAGCAGCUGGACCUGGGAGAACUCAUAGGAAAGGGCCGCUGGGGCAAAGUGCACAAGGGCCGGUGGCACGGCGAGGUGGCGAUCCGGCUUCUCGAGAUCGACGGGAACAACCAGGACCAUUUGAAGCUCUUCAAGAAGGAGGUGAUGAACUACAGACAGACGAGGCACGAGAACGUGGUCCUCUUCAUGGGGGCCUGCAUGGCUCCGCCCCACCUCGCCAUCAUCACCAGUUUCUGUAAAGGAAGGACACUGUACUCGGUGGUUAGAGACACUAAAAACACGUUGGAUAUCAAUAAAACAAGACAAAUCGCUCAGGAGAUUGUAAAGGGAAUGGGCUACCUGCACGCUAAAGGCAUCGUUCACAAAGAUCUGAAGUCGAAGAACGUUUUUCACGAUACCAAUAAAGUCGUGAUCACAGACUUCGGGCUGUUCGGGAUCUCGGGAGUCGUUCAGGAGGGGAGGCGUGAGAAUAAACUUAAACUUCCACAUGGCUGGAUUUGCUAUCUCGCGCCAGAGAUUGUGCGCCGGAUGAGCCCAGGUAACAACGAGGACCGCCUUCCCUUCUCCACCUCAGCAGAUGUGUACGCCUUUGGCACCAUUUGGUAUGAGCUUCAAGCUCGGGACUGGCCCAUCACCAACCAGCAUGUGGAAGCUACCAUCUGGCAGGUGGGGAGUGGAGAGGGCAUCAAGAAGGUCUUGGCCGAGAUCAGCCUGGGCAAGGAGGUCACUGAGAUUCUGUCCGCCUGCUGGGCGUACGACCUGAGGGAGAGGCCCACCUUCACCCUGCUGGCCGACAUGCUGGAGAAGUUGCCCAAACUCAACCGCAGGCUCUCCCACCCGGGACACUUCUGGAAGUCUGCAGAGUUGUAGCAGUCGCACUGAAACAUAGGCGAUGCACAACAAAGCCUGGGUCUGCCUUGCAUGCUCCUGAGUCCUUAACUCUCACAGGAUUGAUCAAAGCAUUGCCUCUGCCUGACACAGACACUGCUUCCACUAAUCCACAGUCUGAUCUUCCGUGUCUAACCGUAGCGUUUUCUUGUUGAGAAGAGAGGUUCGGUGGACCGAGGCUUUCGGCAUGGCCGUGCCAACCGCGUCCAUCCUCCACGCUUUUCCGCCUUUUUUCCGUCUAAUAAUCUCUUCGCCUUCCCUUUCGGUUUUGCUCUGUAAUGUUGUCUGGGACUCUGAGGCUUGUGAAUGACUGGCUCGUGGUGUCUGUGCUGAGACUGACUGGCCUGUGCUCGCUGAUGGCUGCCCUGUCCUCCGGCCUGCUCACCUUCUCUUGUGCUGCACUGCUGUGAUGUGGUUUGUUCUCGCCGGGGGGGGGGUGGCCCUGAACACACGGUUCUUUUUCUCUCUAAAAAAACCCCACACACAGCGGGACGUAAAGUGAACCCCGCCAACCAAGUGGACCACUUCAUUUGUCUAUGUUUUCCCUGAGGGGUGGGACACGCGUCUGACAGGAUUGAGUUAUGUUCUCCAGAAGCAAACCGCCGCUCCGCUCCUCUGCCUCGAUCUCUUUUUAACAGCUGUGUGACGGCAUGUGCUGCGUGAUGUCCACCUGCCCACGUCUAGACACAAUAUGCACUUUGUCAACAGGAGAAAAUACUCAUAAUCUUUUUUUGUUGUUGUUGUUUAGUUUGGUUUAGAGUAGUAAUAUUUGUAGUGUUUUUCUUUUAUACCCCAUCGAGGCUCUCAGAGGCCAGGACGGGGCGACAUGCUCUCCUGUAUGUCAUCUUGACGGAGAAUAACCUGUUAAAUUCACACAUUUUAUAAAACAGGGCACUGAUGAAGACGCUAGGCGCCAGUCGAAAUGAAAAAAGAAACGGGUGAAAUAUUCCCUCCAUCAUUUCACAAUCCACACGGGAAUAGAAUAAUGCUGGCUAUUUAUGAUUAAAGACUCUUUCUUUUUUUUUAUAAUAGUGUCCAUCCAUUGAAGUGUAAAGUGCACUUUAUAAGAACAUGAGCUCCUUUGAAAGGGCCUUUCUUUCAAGGAGUCGAGUGAUUUCAGUCUGCGCAAAAAAAAAAAAAGAUAUAUCAGGAAACGUGGCGCAAAAGUGUCCUAUAUCUUCCUAGAACAUUACCUCUUGUGCGCGCUUGUGCAUACUGUUUGUGAUUGCUGGCUUCAGUUGGUGUGCUUGUAUUUAUGUUUAUUCGUGUGUGUGCGUGCGUGUGUGUGUGUACUGUGUUGGAAUACGUAGGGUUGGUCUUCGUGAAAGGGUGCAGUAAACGUUGUGUUGCAAAUCCAAUGGUGUGUGAUGUACAUACAUUAUUUAAUGUACAGCAAAUUAACACGAUCCUUCUAAUAUUUGUACAAACAUUUUAUAUGUGAGCGACGUCACACUUUUAAAUAGGUACUGCUAUGGCUAUUACAGAUGUGUAUAUAUUUAUAUUUUUUUCAUGUAUAAAGUACUGUACAUAAACAGCUGUACAAUUUUUAGAAUGGGCCAAUACGUGUUUUUUAUGUUCCUGUACAAAUUCAUAUUUUUGUAUUGCAUGUGACUUACCAUUCUGUACACACAGUUUCUGUUUUCAUCCAUGGAAGACAAUAAAAAUGAGGCUUGUCAUGUCA